AUGCUUCUCGACGAAGAUCCCACCACUCUCAUCCGCCACACCAUCGAGAACUUCAACAUCCAGCCCGACAAGCAAGCCGUCGCACGCGUCAACGAGUCCCUCUCAACGCUACAGCAAGCGCGAGACUUGCGGGUACGAGAAGCCGAGAGCGCUUUGAAAAAACUCGCCCGCACCCUGCACACUCUCUCGGCGCACCACAGCGAGAACCUCUCCACGCACUCCCCGACCCUCCACGCCUCGGAGGUCGCCACGCUCGACACGCAGAAGUUCCGCAUCGCAAAGUCCGCUUCGGACCUCGAGGUCGAGUCGGAGCGUCUCUCGUCGCAGCUCGCGGACCUGCAGGCGCGCCUGCAGGAGCUGGAGCUGCAGGGCGUGGGUGGAGGCGAGAGGCGGGCGCUCGUGGACGACGAGGUCAGCCUCAAGCUGAAGGUCUAUCGCGGCUUGGGCAUUGAGCUGGAGAGGGAUGCCGAGGGCGAGUACUGCAAGGCGAUCAUUCGGAAUAUGGGGAAGGGGGAUGUGAAUAUCGUGAACGUGGACAAUAAGUUCUCGCGCUUCUUUUAUGCGAACUACUUUUGGCAGCAGUUGUAG
This is a messenger RNA of Drepanopeziza brunnea f. sp. 'multigermtubi' MB_m1, 588 nucleotides long. RefSeq lists its product as uncharacterized. The record is from RefSeq and is a predicted model, not a curated record. Gene Ontology annotation, biological process: chromosome segregation. Gene Ontology annotation, molecular function: microtubule binding. Gene Ontology annotation, cellular component: Ndc80 complex. NCBI's taxonomy places the organism in Eukaryota, Fungi, Ascomycota, Leotiomycetes, Helotiales, Drepanopezizaceae.